UUUAUACCGGUGGGUGCGGCUUGCAAGUUGGACAAGCAACGACCACCGCCCAUUAUAUUAAUGCCAGGGGGAAAGAAAAAUAUAAAGAAAUAUCUCAGACCAAGGCUCCCAGGUAGCCGUAAGGUUGAGGGACCUGGAGUUUGGGUGACGUGCAUAAAGGUGGGCUUAGGACCCCCUCAGAGGCAGGCGGUGGGUGAAGUGUAUGACAUAUUUGAGUCGGCAAGCAUGCGAUGUCGAUCCGAGAGUUCUUCACUCAUAAAAGGAAUCUCAGCUAGCAGAGAGGCUAUAUCCUGUUUCCAACGCUGCUGAGGCAAGCGACGACGAUGAUGUCAUCGACACAGAGG
Cantharellus anzutake is the source of this 344-nucleotide messenger RNA. RefSeq lists its product as uncharacterized. NCBI's taxonomy places the organism in Eukaryota, Fungi, Basidiomycota, Agaricomycetes, Cantharellales, Hydnaceae. The coding region runs from base 61 to 309 and encodes 82 amino acids. The record is from RefSeq and is a predicted model, not a curated record. The transcript has 3 exons.